Molecule: messenger RNA, 1131 nt
Organism: Fomitopsis serialis
Lineage: Eukaryota; Fungi; Basidiomycota; Agaricomycetes; Polyporales; Fomitopsidaceae
Product: RabGAP/TBC
Exons: 3
Coding region: 1-1131 (376 amino acids)
Source: RefSeq, a predicted model, not a curated record
AUGGACUUUGAGUUGGUUGCCCCGGCGGUGCCGCGCUCGCCAUUGGCGACAAGCAGCGCGGACUCCUUGCUCGCACCGCCUGCCAAUGCGGAUGCCAAGAGCGUAAUCGAUGCAAGCCCCCUAAGCAUGAGGCGGCCGUCGUCCGACAAAUCGGUAGAAGACAGAGUUGCCAAGGUAACCGAUGCUGCGGAGAUCGAGGCGCACCGUCAACGAGAGCUGAGAUGGAUCUCUGCAUUGACCUCGACAUCUCCGUCCCAGGCACGCAAGGCGAAGCGCAUCCGGAAGUUGGUCCUUGAGGGCGUUCCGGCGUCUGUGCGUUAUCAGGUGUGGGCGCUCCUCACCGACAGCAAGGCGAAGCGGAUGGAGGGGUUAUAUGCACGGCUAGGCCAAAGGGAGAGAGUUGCACCCAUCUCCAACAUCGAACAGGAUGCGCAACGUAUUUUCCAUGAUCAGCCGUUGCUCGACCAGUCACUCGUUAACGUUCUCCAGGCUUACCUGACGAUGGUACCAGACGUGCAGUACACGAAGGGGCUCGCUAUGAUCGCUGGCCAGCUUAUACUGCAGUCUCCCGAGGAGGAUGCGUUCUGGACAUUUGUGACGAUGAUGGACUCACAUAUCCGUCCCUACUACUCCCCGCAGCCGAUCCUGCUAGACAUCGACUCUUCAUUGUUCUCGAAGGCGAUGGAGAACAACGACGCUCCGCUGGCUCAGAGAAUCCUUGUGGAGAUGGCGAUACCCCCCAUCUGCAUAUGCCGACCGUGGUUCACUGCGCUAUUUGCGGACGCGUUUCCCACCGAUCUCCUCCUUCGCGUCUGGGAUGUCUUCUUGUUCGAAGGGGUUUCUUUCCUCUUCCGCGUAGGUCUGGCCGUCAUUUCAAGCUGUCGCCAGUCGCUCCUACAGUGCCGAGGCCAAGAGUCGUUGCUUGCCAUCCUCGCGCACCCUCCACCGCAUUGCCUACCGCCCACUCCGGAUGCCUUCAUCGAACUAGCCUUCUCCGUUAAACUCCGGGACGAGGAUAUUUAUAAGCAGCGCAAUAAACUCGAGGCGCAACUCAAGCGCCAGGUGCAAGCUCGUUCUCAGUUAUCUGCCUCUAGAGUCUCGACGCCAACUAUCUCAUUGCCGCGCAGCUGA